Molecule: messenger RNA, 2549 nt
Organism: Cajanus cajan (pigeon pea)
Lineage: Eukaryota; Viridiplantae; Streptophyta; Magnoliopsida; Fabales; Fabaceae
Product: subtilisin-like protease 3
Biological process (GO): proteolysis
Molecular function (GO): serine-type endopeptidase activity
Source: RefSeq, a predicted model, not a curated record
GUAUAUAUAACCACAUGGAUAACCCAGUUACUAGCAAUCCAAGAACCACCAAUUUUCUGAUUCUUAAUUCCCCAUCAUGACCAUAACCAACCAAGUAUUACUUGCAUUGCCUCUUGCUCUUGCUCUUGUUUUCGUCUCAAUUAGUGUAUGUCCAACUUCAGCACACCAAAAUCCAGAAUUUGUGAAAGCAAAUGAUGAACAUUAUUUGCCAACAGAGAAACUCGAUGCUGAAAGCAACUUAUUGACUUAUAUUGUUCGUGUUAAAAAGCCUCAGGAUGAUGAUGCUCUUCAGUCCAAGGACCUGCAAAGUUGGUACCGUUCCCUUCUGCCAGCUAGUGCAAAAACUGAGAACCAGCAACGCAUCACUUUCUCAUACCGCAACGUGGUGGAUGGAUUUGCCGUGAAAUUGACCCCAGAAGAAGCCAAAGCUCUUCAAGAGAAAGAGGAGGUUGUGUCAGCCCGUCCUGAAAGGACCUUUUCCUUGCACAUUACUCACACUCCAAGCUUCUUGGGGUUGCAACAGGGACUAGGAUUAUGGUCCAACUCCAAUUUUGGCAAAGGCAUCAUAAUUGGAAUUCUUGAUACAGGAAUAACGCCUGACCACCCUUCUUUUUCUGAUGAAGGAAUGCCAUUUCCACCAGCAAAGUGGAAUGGCCACUGUGAAUUCUCAGGCCGGAAGAUUUGCAACAACAAGCUCAUUGGUGCAAGAAACUUUGUCAAAAACCCUAAUUUAACCCUUCCACUGGAUGAUGUUGGUCAUGGGACCCACACAGCAAGCACAGCAGCUGGAAGAUCUGUCCAAGGUGCCAAUGUCUAUGGCAAUGCUAAGGGUACAGCAGUUGGCAUGGCACCGGAUGCACACUUGGCAAUUUACAAGGUCUGUAACCUCUUUGGUUGUUCUGAAGGUGCAAUACUAGCUGCAAUGGACACUGCCAUUGAUGAUGGCGUGGAUGUACUUUCUCUCUCCCUUGGGGGACCCUCUGCUCCUUUCUUUGACGACCCUAUUGCACUUGGUGCAUUCAGUGCAAUUCAGAAGGGAAUCUUCGUUAGUUGUUCAGCUGCUAACGGCGGUCCAGGUUAUUAUACUUUGUCUAACGAGGCUCCAUGGAUUCUCACCGUUGGUGCCAGCACCAUUGACAGAAGAAUUGUAGCAACGGCAAAACUUGGCAACGGGGAAGUGUUUAACGGGGAAUCAGUGUAUCAACCCAACAACUUCACGUCCACCUUACUCCCUCUUGUGUAUGCAGGUGCAAAUGGAAACGAGUCAUCUAAAUUUUGUGCCCUAGGAUCCUUAGAGAACGUGGAUGUGAAGGGAAAGGUAGUGUUGUGUGAGGUAGGUGGAUUUGUUAGAAGAAUAGACAAAGGACAAGAAGUUAAGAACGCUGGUGGUGCAGCCAUGAUCCUUAUGAACUCACAAAUUGAAGAGUUCAAUCCCACUGCUGAUGUUCACGUUCUCCCUGCUACACACGUGAGCUACGUUGCUGGGUUAGGCAUAAAAUAUUACAUAAACUCAACAUCAACACCAACAGCAACAAUUUUGUUCCGUGGAACAGUUAUUGGGAAUCCUCUUGCACCCGCAGUUACUUCCUUUUCCUCAAGAGGUCCAAGUUUUGCAAGCCCGGGAAUUCUGAAGCCAGACAUCAUAGGACCAGGACAGAACAUUCUAGCUGCAUGGCCUGUGUCUUUGGACAACAAUGUUCCUCCAUUCAACCUAAUCUCAGGCACCUCAAUGUCAUGCCCUCAUCUAAGUGGCAUUGCAGCUUUGCUUAAAAACUCUCAUCCAGAUUGGUCUCCUGCUGCAAUAAAAUCAGCAAUCAUGACCACUGCUAACACAGUGAAUCUUGGAGGCAAACCCAUAUUGGACCAAAGGCUUCUAACUGCUGACAUAUUUGCCACAGGUGCUGGACAUGUUAACCCUUUGAAGGCCAAUGAUCCAGGGCUUGUUUAUGAUAUUCAACCAAAUGAUUACAUUCCCUAUUUGUGUGGUUUGAACUACACUGACAAAGAAGUUGGACUGAUUUUGAACCAGAAGGUGAAAUGCUCGGAGGUAAAAAGCAUAAAGCAAGCGCAACUCAACUAUCCCUCGUUUUCUAUUCUGUUGGGAUCAACUUCACUGUUCUACACGAGAACGCUCACAAAUGUUGGACCUGCCAACAUAACCUACUCUGUGGAAGUUAAUGCUCCUUUGGCAGUGGGAAUGAGCAUAAGCCCUAGUCACAUAACAUUCACGGAGGUGAAGCAGAAGGUUACAUACGCGGUUGGAUUUUACCCUGAAGACAAAAAGAAUAGAGGGAAUAACUCGUUUGCUCAGGGGUCUAUCAGGUGGGUAUCUAGCAAUUACUCUGUUAGCAUCCCUAUAGCUGUCAUCUUCAAGUGAAAUUUUGGACAAGUUAGAGCAUCAUGUUAUUUUGUAUUAAAGGAAUAAAGAUUAGAAUCAUAACUCUCCAAAGAUGCAGUGCAAUAGCAUCUGAGAGCUUAUUUCACUUUGUUAAAUGUUGAUUUCAACUGUAACUCUUUUAAUAAUAUGAAAUUAUUGGUUAUGGGAUUCA